AUGGACGAAGACAUAAGUUUAUCGUCAGCGCAGGCUCAACAGCCUCAACCGUCGACAUCCGAAUCGGAAGAGAAGACGACGAAACGGACGACGACGACGACGACGACGGAAGAGGAGAAGCAAAAGGAGCAGAAGCAGCAGCAACCGUCGACGUCGAAAACUUGCAAAGUGGAACGACCGCGUGAGUUUGGCUACACAGAACCGAUUCCUUUCGCACCGUGGCGGCGGAAACGCUACGCGCUGACAGUGCAGGGAUUGCACGACGAAAUUGUGGACAUGUACCACUGGAUCAAACCGAACGAGAUCGAGUCGAGACUGCGGACGAAGGUGUUCGAGAAGGUGCGCGACUCGGUUCUCCGACGGUGGACACACAAAAAGGUGAAAAUCUCGAUGUUUGGAAGCCUUCGCACGAACCUCUUCCUGCCCACGUCGGACAUUGACGUGCUCGUCGAGUGCGAGGAUUGGGUCGGGUCUUCUGGAGACGUCAGUCAGCAAGAGGUAUGUAAGGACUUUUCAUCAACUUGCUAUUUGAUAUUAUCCUAUGGAUCCGUAACUUAAUAGAUAAUGGCAAGUGGAUCAAUAGUUCAGCUCCGGCUCCGAUAGAAAAAAAAAGUUACUUAUUUUGCAGUGGCUGGCCGAAACGGCGCGCGGACUCGAGACGGACAACAUAGCCGAAUCGGUGAUGGUGUACGGCGGCGCGUUCGUGCCGAUCGUCAAAAUGGUCGACAGGGACACGCGACUCAGCAUCGACAUCUCGUUCAACACGGUCCAGGGCGUGCGGGCGGCCUCCUACAUUGCCAAGGUCAAAGAGGAGUUCCCGCUGAUGGAGCCGCUCGUGCUGCUGCUCAAGCAGUUCCUCCACUACCGCAACCUCAACCAGACAUUCACCGGUGGCCUCUCCUCCUACGGGCUCGUCCUCCUCCUCGUCAACUUUUUCCAGGUACUCUAUUUUUGAGAUGUCCAUUUGAAAAUUACGUUUUGUUUACAGCUCUACGCCAUUGACAUGCGACACCGAACGAUUCAGGACAACGGCGUCAAUUUGGGAUAUUUACUGCUGCGAUUUCUCGAGCUCUACUCGUCGGAGUUCAACUACGAAGAGUUGGGAAUAUCGCCCGGCCAGGCGUGCUACAUUCCGAAAGCGGCGAACGGAGCACGUUACGGACACAAAAGAGCGCAACCGGGCAACCUGGCACUCGAGGAUCCGCUUCUGACGGCCAACGACGUCGGCCGCUCCACCUACAACUUUUCGUCGAUCGCCAACGCAUUCGGGCAGGCCCUGCAGAUUCUGAUGGUCGCCGUGACGUUACGCGAGCGAAAAGGACGUAAUCUGCUGGCGAUGAAGGGCUACAAAGGCUCGCUGCUGCACAUGAUCAUACCAUUCACCGCCAAGGAACUCACCUAUCGAAACUGGCUUAUGAGCUCGGUGAUGUCGAUGCCGCGCAAGGAAUGCGCGGUCAGUUACGACCUGAACCAGCUGCACAACACGCUCGUCUCGCCGACUGUCGAUUUGUCCCGCUACGCGUGGCUCCGCAAAAACGUGGCCGGGUUCGAGAAGAGAGAUUCGCGGCCGCUGAAGAUUGUGAAUCCGACGGAUGACAUCAAGAACCAGGUGAUCGCGCAGUUGAAGGCCAAGAUGGAGGAGGAGCGACUGAAGUUGGAGGAGCAAUCCGCAUCCAAACCGCCCGCGACCACAGCAACGUCGACGGUUGUGAACGAUGAGGAUCUGCUCGUCUCGGCGCCGCCACUACCCACCUCCACCGCUUCCGUCAACACUUCGGCCACUGUAUCCACAGCGGCCAGCAUAUCGGAGCGGGAAGACACGGACUCGCCGGGACUCUCGCUUUCGUUGGGCACACCGUCUUCGGAAGACGAUGAGGACGGAAUGGUGAACCGGAUGAAGACGUCGUCGGGAGCCGUGCAGUUCAAGAAGCAGUUCAGCGAAGUGGUCGCGCAGAAUAGUGGCCAGAAAGGAGGGAAAGAGUGCUCGUCGCGACGGACGCAGACUCGAUUCGACGAUCGAAAGGAAGGUAGGAGAAGGGGCGCCACGACGGAAUUGAACUUGAACGGAAAAUAACUUUUAUGACAUGUAGAGACAGAAGAAGGCCGUGAUUUGAACGUAUUCACACAGAUUUUUGUUGCAGAUCUCGAUCAGAAAUCGUUCCUGAACGGGCUGAACCCGAGCAGCGACUACUAUCGCCACUACACGGACUACGCGUCGGUUGUCUCCUCGUACAACAACGGCGCCAACCACAAGUACCGCAAUGGACAGCAGUACACGCAACGACCACGGCAUCACGUGCGGAAUCACUCGCAAGGAUCGGACGGAUCCGACGGAUACCGAGAUCAGAGAUGGAUUCAGACGGGCGCAACAGGGGCACCCAACAACAAUGUGCAUCCACGUGGCCGACGGAACGGAAGAGCCCUCUCGAACUCGUCGAACCGGUCGAGACGGUCGUCCGACUCGACAAGCGGCGGAAGGAGCGGAUACUCGGUGUUCCCGCCGCCCUCACAGGCCACAUCGGCGGCCGCUCCGAUUCUGGAGACGUCGCAUCACGAACAGACGGCCGACGAGACGCUGACCGAAGAGAAUGCGACGCUGACGCAGGACGGGUGUCGGGUGAGUGUGCAGACAACGCCGAUGGUCCCUAGAAUGUACGCGGACGCCGUGAAGAAGAAGUCGUCGGUCGCAUCGAACGCUUCGCUCGAUCUGGUCAACGGAAAUGUGUGCAAGAAUGGUUAGAAUUGGAAUUUUGAAUAAAGAAAAAGUUAAUUUCCUAAUUUCCUGCAGGAUCUUCCUCUUCUUCUCAAGCGCCGCCUCCACUAACCUCUCCGUCAGUCCCGGCUCCUCCGAUCGAACGAUCCUAUCGAAAUAUAGCUGCCAAUUUGAUAGGUACCACACUUUCGCCCUUUUCCGUUCAAUACAACUGAUGACUUCCAGCUAAACCGUCGCCAAUAGUUCUGGCUCCACCUCCUCCACCGCCACCACCUUCAUCGCAAUCACAGACGGUGCGGAAGGAGAACGAGUGCCGAUUCGACACGAAGACCGCCGGAAUCGCCGGAACUUCGGAGAUCGGACACCAUCAGCCGCAGCUAGUCCCGCCGGUUGGUUUCGCAUUGGAAAAUGAUGUAUAAUAUCUGUUUUUGCAGGUGAACCGUCUUCAACGAUAG
This is a messenger RNA of Caenorhabditis sp. 36 PRJEB53466, 3168 nucleotides long. Lineage: Eukaryota; Metazoa; Nematoda; Chromadorea; Rhabditida; Rhabditidae. The record is from the annotation of a GenBank genome assembly.